AUGUCAGUCUUUACGGUCACUAUAUUCGUACUAUCACUAGUUCUCCAUAGUCUGGCUGAGAAUUUUUGCAGGCAGGAUCUCUGUUCCAAAGGAACCACCCAUAUAGCGUGUCAGAAUGUAAACGGAUCCUUUGGUAGCUCUUGUCCCAAAGAUGCAACCGUGAUUAAACUCAAUCUUGGGGAUAAAAAUGCUCUGACCAAGGCCCACAACUUGGUGAGACAAAAGUGGGCUACUGGCAAGGCAAAAAUUAAAAGGACCGCCUGCAAAAUGGCCAAAAUGGAAUGGAAUAAGGACCUGGAAAAGAUGGCACUCUUAAAUGCCAAAACAUGUCUUAUGCGGCAUGAUGAGUGUCACAAUACGGAAAAGUUUCGGCUAUCUGGACAGAAUCUAUUCGCCAUGGGAUUUUGGCAUACUGGGAUAAGGAAAACUAAAAUGAAUAUGACGUUAAGCAUGCUCUUCGAGAUGGCAGUUCAAAAGUGGGCAGGCGAGGAAAAGGACAUUACCGCCGAGGACUUAAAGAAAACGCCCCUUAAUCCACCAGAUGUUAUUGGCCACUUGACCGUUUUGAUCAACGAGAAAAGUAAUGCUGUGGGUUGUGGCUUAGUUUCAUAUAAUCUGGGUGAAAUCAGGCGAUACAAUCUGGCCUGUAACUACGCUUAUACAAAUGUUAUUGGCGAGCGUGUUUAUGAAGAAUGCGCCAAGGCAGGCAGUGAGUGCCCAAAGGAAAUUGACUUAAAGUAUCCACCGCUGUGUGCUAAAAUACAAUGA
This is a messenger RNA of Drosophila mauritiana, 768 nucleotides long. RefSeq names its product antigen 5 like allergen Cul n 1. Bases 1 to 768 code for a protein of 255 amino acids. Lineage: Eukaryota; Metazoa; Arthropoda; Insecta; Diptera; Drosophilidae. The transcript has 3 exons. The record is from RefSeq and is a predicted model, not a curated record.